Capra hircus (goat) is the source of this 2257-nucleotide messenger RNA. It is a transcript of the gene CLMP, whose product is annotated as CXADR like membrane protein. Bases 415 to 1551 code for a protein of 378 amino acids. The transcript has 8 exons. Gene Ontology annotation, cellular component: cytoplasmic microtubule; membrane; cell surface. The record is from RefSeq and is a predicted model, not a curated record. Lineage: Eukaryota; Metazoa; Chordata; Mammalia; Artiodactyla; Bovidae.
CUUUCUUCACUCCUUUUUCUUUCCAAACAGGGAAAAGUGUUCCAUGAAGCGGUAGCGUUUUUCCGUCUCGUCUUUUCCUCGCUGACCCGGGUCCCCGCUCCCGUCCGGGUGCAAGCUGGUGGGGCGAGCACUGGGAGCCCCUCAGCGCGGGGCGCGGGGACCCCGGAGCCGGGCGCGGGGCGUGGGGCCGUUCCCGCGCCGGCACAUGGCUGCAGCCGCCCCGCGCGCACCCCGAGUCGCCGCGCCCAGCUCGCCAGAGGUCCGUCGGCUGCUCUGUGCUGCGCCCCGCCGCCACCGGAGCCAGGCAGCUGCUGAGCGGGGAGGAGCCCGCGCCCGGGCAUCGGGAUGACCCUCCUUGUCCUGCUGGGGCUAGGUGAAGAGCGCCUUACGAUUUUUUACUGUGGAUAAAUACACAUGAAGUACAUAUUGAGACAGUUUUUCACAGAGGGGAAGGGAGUUUCCUACUACGUUGGAACCUUGGGGACUCACACUGAGAUCAAGAAAGUGGCAGAGGAGAAGGUCACUCUGCCCUGUCACCAUCAGCUGGGGCUCCCAGAGAAAGACACCCUGGAUAUCGAAUGGCUGCUCACCGAUCGUGAAGGGAACCAAAAAGUGGUGAUUACUUACUCCAGCCAUCACGUCUACAAUAACUUGACUGAGGAACAGAGGGGCCGAGUGGCCUUCGCUUCCAAUUUCCUGGCAGGAGAUGCCUCCCUGCAGAUUGAGCCUCUGAAGCCCAGUGAUGAGGGCCGGUACACCUGCAAGGUGAAGAACUCAGGGCGCUAUGUGUGGAGCUACGUCAUCUUAAAAGUUUUAGUGAGACCAUCAAAGCCCAAGUGUGAAUUGGAAGGAGAGCUGACAGAAGGAAGUGACCUGACUUUGCAGUGUGAGUCAUCCUCUGGCACAGAGCCCAUUGUGUAUUCCUGGCAGCGAGUCCAGGAGAAGGCGGGAGAGGAUGAACGUCUACCUCCCAAAUCUAAGAUUGACUACAACCGCCCUGGACGUGUCCUGCUGCAGAAUCUCACCAUGUCCUCCUCUGGGCUGUACCAGUGCACAGCGGGCAAUGAGGCUGGGAAGGAAAGCUGUGUGGUGCGAGUGACUGUACAGUAUGUACAGAGCGUGGGCAUGAUUGCAGGAGCAGUGACAGGUAUGGUGGCCGGAGCCCUGCUGAUUUUCCUCUUGGUGUGGCUGUUGAUCCGAAGGAAGGACAAAAAGAGAUAUGAGGAAGAAGAGAGACCAAAUGAAAUUCGAGAAGAUGCGGAAGCCCCGAAAGCCCGCCUGGUGAAGCCCAGCUCCUCUUCCUCGGGCUCUCGAAGCUCUCGCUCCGGCUCCUCCUCCACGCGCUCCACCGCCAACAGCGGCUCCCGCAGCCAGCGGACCCCAUGCGCCGAGGCUGCGCGCCGGCCAGGGCUGGGCGCCCACGCCUACGGCCCGGUGGGGCCCGAGGCCCGAGGUUCUGAACCAAAGAAAGCCUCCCACGCUACCCUGACCAAAGCAGAAAACACCCCCAGCACGAUCCCCAGCCAGAGCAGAGCCUUUCAAACUGUCUGAGUUAGAGUGGACUUGACUCGCUGGCUUUUCCCAGGCGUCAGGAUUCUUCCGGUCAUCGACACUCAGUCACCAGCCACACGACCCGCCUCGAGCCCAACAAGGGGUCAUUUAAAUAGCAGCAACCACUGCACGGAACAGAUUCAAAGGAACACUUUCCUUACAUGACACCAAACGAGGAAAAGGAUGUAAGCUGAUCAUCUCCAAAAAGGCACCUCACUGUGCCUUUAGACCAGAGUUGGGGGGCGGGGGGGAAUGGGGGCCCAAAUCUGGGUGUUUGGGGACCAGGAGCCAUGGUGAAAGAGUUGGGGAAAGGGGAAGUGAACACACUUAGAACUUCUCACUUGCAGUUUUGUAUCAACGUGUUGACUCACCAUUGUCAAGAAACGAGGUGUUGUUCAUAAAUUUUCUAUGCAUUCCUGCAAACCUACUGGAUUAUUAUGACUGUUCAGAGUCAAACAGAACCUACAGCCUUAUAUUACACCUAUUUGCACCAUGAGAAACUCCAAAAAAUGAAACAUGUCUCUUCUGUCCUGACUUGACUUCAUUUACCACAAAGUUUGGGUAUUAAUUUCAAGAGGAGUUGAAAUAGUGGGAGAUGGAGAAUGACUGAACUUUUCCACGACUUACCGGUUGAACACCAAUGAUCCACUAUCAAUCUUCCUACUUAUAUUGAACCAUAAGAGAAAUGAAAAAGGAGUUCAAAAUG